GAAGAAGAAAAAACAUGUUUAUACAAAAAUAAAAACUAAAAAUAGUAAUCGUCUAAAGUAGUGAACCCCACUGAGAAAAAAAUGGAGGAAACAGAGAACAAAUCCAUCAAAUCUGCAUCCGAAGAGAUUUCCAGUGAAUUCAAAACCCUAAUCAAUGCUAAGGAUUUGGAUUCUUUGAAGCAAUUGCAAAACCUCAUAUUGGGACGGUUGCAGGACAGCAAUGCAGUUCUUUCUCACUUCAAUGAGUAUUCAGAACAUUGUUACGCAGAGGUCUCGGCAGAUUUCUCUAGAAAUACACGUCUCUUAAAAUCUAUGAAGUCAGACCUUGAUUACAUAUUUCUGAAGUUGAGGAACAUGAAGGCAAAAAUCAUAUCAACGUACCCAGAUGCUCUUCCAGAUAAUACAACUAUUCAGGCACUUGAUCAAAGGCCUGAUCUUGAAAUGCCACAAUAAGUAAGUCUGGUAAUGUAAAUGGUGGGGAAAUGUUUGGCUUCUUCUAUUUCUUCCAUUGCAAAUAUGGAAAAGUAGGUUUAGGGUGGAUAGAGCUCAACUGUUUUUAUCUGAUAGUUCUGCAGCGGUAUAUUUCUAGACGCGUUAUGAUAAGUUGCAGUCUCUCCUGAACAGUAAGUAGUUCUAAUUCGAUUUGUGCUUUGCAUGUACCUUUUUGGUGACAAGGCACUGAUCUGUUUAUCGUAAGGAUUCUGAGUUUCCGAUUAAAACUUUGAUUGAUGACAUGAAAGAGAAGAUAUUUCGUUCUCGGAAUGAAAAUGUAUGCCUUGUUAUUAUGAAAUGACAAUUUUCUUAUGCUU
Molecule: messenger RNA, 809 nt
Organism: Solanum verrucosum
Lineage: Eukaryota; Viridiplantae; Streptophyta; Magnoliopsida; Solanales; Solanaceae
Exons: 3
Coding region: 82-453 (123 amino acids)
Biological process (GO): lysosome localization
Cellular component (GO): BORC complex
Source: RefSeq, a predicted model, not a curated record